Molecule: messenger RNA, 2432 nt
Organism: Lactuca saligna
Lineage: Eukaryota; Viridiplantae; Streptophyta; Magnoliopsida; Asterales; Asteraceae
Source: the annotation of a GenBank genome assembly
AUGGUGGCUGAACCUUGGUUACUGAGGAUGGGGAAUCAAAUGAGUUCGAAUCUCAAACACGCUCUUCUCUUGGAAUCGUCUUCAAAACCAUCAGCCAAGAACAAGCAAGACACCCGCAACAAAACUCCGGAAACAAUCGGAAUCCUAUCGUUUGAGGUGGCGAAUGUGAUGUCGAAAAUCGUUCACCUCCAUAAAUCCCUAACGAAUUCCGAGAUCUCUAAAUUAAAAAACGAGAUUCUCAAAUCUGACGGCGUCAAAACCCUAGUUUCCUCCGACGAAACCUACCUUCUAGACCUCGCGCUUUCAGAAAAGCUAGACGAUUUGUGUUUCAUCGCCGGCGUCGUUUCCAGGCUGGGCAAGAAGUGUACAGUCCCGCAGCUCCAAGGGUUUCAGCAUGUUUACGAAGAUAUAAUCAAUGGAGCCAUUGAUGUGGGAGGAUUAGGGUUCCUAGUCAAAGACAUGGACGCAAUGGUGCGAAAAAUGGAGCGAUUCGUGAACUCUACAGCUAGCCUCUACACCGAAAUAGAAGUUUUGAACGAAUUAGAAGCUGCAACGAGCAAAUUCCAGCAGAAUCAGCAUGAAGAAAGCCGAAAAGUUUUACAACAGAAAGUGAUUUGGCAGAAGCAAGAUGUAAAACACCUGCAGAAUGUUUCUCUUUGGAAUCAAACUUACGAUAAAAUCGUCGAGAUGCUAGCAAGAACAGUAUGUACCCUCUAUGCCCGAAUUUCUUUAGUUUUCAUCGAUACAAUUUCACGAAGAGACAUGUUCUCCAAUCCUUCUCUCCCCAUUUCUUCUUCAAAUCUACACUCCUGUAGAAGUCUACCUCAAAAUUCAUCCCAGAUCGAUUCCCGUAGUACAAAAUCUGGUGGCAGUUUUAGUAAUUCAGGAUUUGAGAAAAGGGUAAUUAGUCCCAGGCCUCAGAUCAUCUCAAAAAAGGGGGAAAUCUCUCUGUUUAAAGCCGAAGAUUUCAAUUUCGCUUGUGGGUUAGGACCUGGAAGAUUGUUCAUGGAAUGUUUAAACAUAAACAGUUCGAUUUCAAAAUUCGAUGAUUUCGAUGACGAUUCUUUCCAAAAACAUGAUGAUCAAAGCAGUCGGAUUUCAAGAGAGAUCACAAAUCAUUCUUCUUUUCAUAGCCGAAUCCCAAGAAUCCCAAAAACCAGCUUUAAAUCGACCCCAAAAAGCAGCGCAACAAAAACCAGACUAACAGUACAAGCUCCUCCAACCACCAUUGGAGGAUCUGCAUUAGCAUUACAUUACGCCAACAUCAUAAUCGUGAUUGAGAAAUUACUACAAUACCCUCAUCUAGUGGGUGAAGAAGCUAGAGAUGAUUUAUACCAAAUGCUCCCAACAAGCAUACGAUUGGGGUUAAAGAUUAGUCUGAAAUCGUAUAUCAAAGAUUUAGCAAUCUAUGAUGCUCCUCUUGCUCAUGAUUGGAAAGAUCGACUUGAUCAGAUUCUUGUUUGGCUUUCGCCUUUGGCGCAUAACAUGAUUAGGUGGCAGAAUGAGAGAAAUUUUGAACAACAACAAAUCGUUUCAAGAACAAAUGUGCUUCUUCUUCAAACUUUGUAUUUUGCUGAUAGAACGAAAACUGAAAGAGCCAUUUUUUUGACUUCAAUGAAUGUAUGGAAUGGCAAUCUCAAUGUUCAUGAUGGUCCCUUUGCAUAAAGCAAGUCACCACCACCAUCACAAUCUACCAUGUUGCCGCAACAAGAAGCAACCCCUACCACCUGUCGUCACAACCUCCACCAUCAAAACGCACCCACUGCCCUUUGAAAAUCAAAAGCUACAACAAAGAUGGUGGCGACAGCUAGGGUUUACGACAAACUCAAGAGAACAUACAACGUUAUCACCAUAAACAUCAUCUGAAAAUCAAAACAAACAAAAAGGCGACAACAACUAUGGUUGUGGUGGUAGGGCCUAUGGUAAAAUCGAAGGGAGCGAUAAGGGGGUUUUGGUUUUCAAGAGGAGGGAGGAGGGUGACGUGGGCAGCUCUAGUGGUCGAAAGACAAUGAUGAUUAGUGGGGUUUGAUGGAAAGGCGGUCCAACGAAAAUGAUGACGAUUUUAUAUUUCCCGACGAACGAAGGAGGGUGACGUAGGUAACUCUGGUGGUUUGAAGAUCGUGGUGGUUGGUGGAGUUUGAUGACGGAGGGAAGGUGGUUCCAACGGUGUGUGCAAAUCCGAAAAUAGUGCCAAUUUUUGGUUUACAACGGACGGAAGAGGGUGACAUUGGUAGUCUUAGAAAGUCACCGUCGUGUUAUUUAAAUUUAGGGGUAUUCAUUUAUGACACGACACGGCAAAAAUACAUAACAUGAAAAGAAAUUGGGACGCAAUCAAAAUUCGAAUUCAUGUCCAUGUUGUGUUCGUGUCGAGUUUAAAAAACACGAUGUCGUGUCGUGUUUACAAAUCGACAUGAAAUCAACACGAAAUCAAC